This is a messenger RNA of Aphis gossypii (cotton aphid), 426 nucleotides long. RefSeq lists its product as uncharacterized. The record is from RefSeq and is a predicted model, not a curated record. The transcript has 2 exons. The coding region runs from base 1 to 426 and encodes 141 amino acids. Lineage: Eukaryota; Metazoa; Arthropoda; Insecta; Hemiptera; Aphididae.
AUGGACCUAUUCUGUCAAUUAAAAGAUGAUGGAUACUUUGAUGGAUCAUUUGUUGAUAAAAAUUUGAUCAGAUAUUGUUUUAUGGGAAAAAUCCAAAAAGAACUUAAUGAAAUGGCACUAGAGUGGAAUGUACACAGAAUCAGAAAAUCUAGAAAUAGUAUCUGUUGUUAUGGAAGACCUAUAACAACGUUUGAAGCACCUGAAGAAUUUAAUACAACCAACUUUAUACAUAUUGUUCAAGAAAAUGAAUUACAACUUUGUAAAAAUGAACUGAUUAAUUUAACAAAUGUAACAUGUGAUCCAACUAUUAGUGAACUAUGUUCUAUUAUACUAGCAGAAGAAGUGAUUUGUAUUCCUGAUAAAUCUUAUAGUAUAAUUGAUGUUUAUAUUAUGUUAAGAAACAAAUUAAAAGAUACGUUAGAGUAG